AUGGAGGCCGAUGCGAAUGCUAAAUCCUACGAUGAACUCAGUGGACCACAAAUCGAAGCAGGUAGUCAAUUUAUCCGUGAGUUAAACCUCUCCUUGGGAGACAAAGUACUUGACAUGGGUUGCGGUACAGGCCAUCUCACUAAAUAUAUCGCUGAUAUUGUUGGCCCUGAUGGUCAGGUAGUCGGAAUCGAUCCCGAUGCUGAGCGAAUCAAAAUCGCUGAAGAGAAAUAUAAAGAAGUCGGUAAUCUUCAGUUCUGUGUUGGUAACAGUGUGAUUGGAUUUCCAAACGAUACUGAACCAUAUUAUGAUGUUCAUGUCAGCACGAAUGCAUUCCACUGGUUACUUGGUGACGAGAAAAUAAUUUACAUACGGAAAGCACAUCAAUGCUUGAAACAUGGGGGGAAGCUGGCCAUCUUCUGUGACGCAAAGUUUCCGAAUGAUGUUGAAGCUAUGACAGGAUUUUAUUCGUUAACGCAAGAGGGCUAUCGAGAUCUGUUUCAAGAGGUUGGUCUCUUUAACAAUGCUGUGGUAGACGGACCGAUCUGCCCAUAUCGAUUUAAAUCAUUUGAAGAAUUCAAGCGUUGGUUAAGGGUUUCAUCUCAUCAAAACACUGACGAUUAUCCGCUCCUUAUUAAGAAAUUUCUUAUCUCAGAAGAUGAUGGGCAAGUCAAUUUUGAACUACCAUUCAUUUCCAUCACGGCGUUCAAAACCAAUUAA
Paramuricea clavata is the source of this 717-nucleotide messenger RNA. The record is from the annotation of a GenBank genome assembly. NCBI's taxonomy places the organism in Eukaryota, Metazoa, Cnidaria, Anthozoa, Malacalcyonacea, Plexauridae.